GGGGCUAGGUUCCGGAAUUCAAGAUGGAGUCGUUGAGUCGAGCUGGGCAAGAGAUGAGCCUAGCGGCCUUGAAGCAACACGACCCCUACAUCACCAGCAUCGCAGACCUCACGGGCCAGGUCGCACUGUACACCUUCUGUCCCAAGGCCAACCAGUGGGAGAAGACUGAUAUAGAAGGGACCUUAUUUGUAUAUCGAAGGUCAGCUUCACCUUACCAUGGUUUUACCAUUGUGAAUCGACUGAAUAUGCACAAUCUAGUUGAACCAGUGAAUAAAGACUUGGAAUUUCAGCUCCAUGAACCAUUUCUUCUAUAUAGAAAUGCAAGCUUGUCAAUAUACAGUAUCUGGUUUUAUGACAAGAAUGACUGUCACCGCAUAGCCAAACUCAUGGCCGAGUAAGUAUUUCUGUUUACACCAUAGAUUUAAUUAGU
Physeter macrocephalus (sperm whale) is the source of this 430-nucleotide messenger RNA. Its product is annotated as mRNA-decapping enzyme 1A-like. Gene Ontology annotation, biological process: deadenylation-dependent decapping of nuclear-transcribed mRNA; deadenylation-independent decapping of nuclear-transcribed mRNA; positive regulation of catalytic activity. Bases 24 to 398 code for a protein of 124 amino acids. Lineage: Eukaryota; Metazoa; Chordata; Mammalia; Artiodactyla; Physeteridae. Gene Ontology annotation, molecular function: mRNA binding; enzyme activator activity. The transcript is spliced from 4 exons. The record is from RefSeq and is a predicted model, not a curated record. Gene Ontology annotation, cellular component: P-body.